Molecule: messenger RNA, 3894 nt
Organism: Liolophura sinensis
Lineage: Eukaryota; Metazoa; Mollusca; Polyplacophora; Chitonida; Chitonidae
Product: F-box/WD repeat-containing protein 5-like
Exons: 7
Coding region: 218-2302 (694 amino acids)
Biological process (GO): protein ubiquitination
Cellular component (GO): Cul4-RING E3 ubiquitin ligase complex; SCF ubiquitin ligase complex
Molecular function (GO): protein binding
Source: RefSeq, a predicted model, not a curated record
CUCCCAUGCGUGUGAGAACUAUCUGCAGAUGUCGCCAUAGUCUUUCCGGGAUAUCUGCAAACGAAAAUUUGGGUUUGUUUUGAUAGCUAAAAUUUGUGCUUUGGGUUCAAAGAAAUUUCAUCAAAAUUCCUGACCUUGAAGGAUAUGGUUUGUGUUUUCUGCUAGCAGUAAUUCGAAACAGUUUGUGUCUCAAGUAGAUGUGUGGCAUUGAUCUUCUAUGGAUACAGACAGCGAGUUGGGACAUAUUUGGCAAGAGCUUCCAGACAAUUUGCUUCUGCAGAUCUUCUCCUUCCUCAAAGCCUCUGAUUUGGUGAGAGCAUCACAAGCCUGUCAUAGCUGGUACAGAGUUGUGUUUGAUGAAAGCAUAUGGAAGGACCUGGUAUGCCGUGAGUUCUGCAUCCAGCGUCAGUGUAAAGUUGCACCGGGUAAAGUCUCCUGGCGAGAGGAGUACAAAAGACUGUAUUACAACAGCCCUGUGGUAGAGAGUGAGAUUCUUACCAACCAUUUAGAUGAGGUUCUCCAUGUCAGCUUCUCUCAUAAUGGAGAGAUGUUUGCUACCACUUCUAAAGAUGCCACCAUAAAGGUGUGGCAAGUGGGGGAACCGACAACCCUGAGGUACACAGCUGACAUGAAGAAAGAGAUGUCAUGGGACUUCACCCAGUUCUCCUGCUUUAACAAACUGGACAGCUUGCUGUUGGUCUCUGGGGUUGUCUAUACCAACUUUGACAGGAGAGGAUUUUUAGCAGUUUUCUCAAUCACAAACAACUUCAACAUCAUCAAAGUGACAACGAUGGAUCCUUCACAACUAUUUGGGACUUGGCUGAGCCAGGGGACAUUCUUAGGGGGAAGCCUGGAGAUUAACCUAGAUCGUUUCACAACCAGUGUGGAGAUAGACAUGUUUGAUAUUUCUGACACAGAAUGUGAGACAGAGGCUGGGGCAAGCUCUGAGAAGCGAGGACAGUCAUUAUUUACAUUCUGCAGUGAGAAUGCCAGUCUGAUAAAGUUUUUGACUGUAGCUGAAGUUCCCCAGAGUGGACCUCUUCCAGCAGAGUUAGAGUGCAUGGAUACAGAAGAGUAUGCAGAAGAGGAUGCACCCAGGCUUAGCACCACCCCUUCACUUACACAUACACUAGCCACACCCUCUCUAGCCACACCAUGUGCAGCAGCCUCCUCCUUUGUGUCUGGCUCCUCCCAUACCUCUAGCCUUCAGCCCUCCCUUCACAUGUCAGCUGAUCCAGGAAGAACGGUGAACCAUGAGUUUGGCUGUAGUACUGAGGACAGUCAGUCUGUGAUUAGAGAGGCAAACAAACGGGCUGGUCAAUGUCAGCCGUGUAACUCUGUAUCCGUGGGCACAGUGGUUUUACCAGUCUCGGACCAGGAACAGACAAAAGUAUCACAUGUAACAGAUUAUCCAAACUGUGGUAAAAUGCACCCGGCGGAACACGAGAACAAACAUUCAGGGAACUUGCCGAUGCUGAAUGCCUCAUGUCCGCUGUCUGUGUCAGAGCCGGGGCCAUGUAGCUCCUCCUCAACGAAGUCAGCUGACAGUAAACUGACGACCAAGUACCUCAUCUUUGUGACAGGAGAGUUUGCCGUGGCCCUGCAUCAGAUUGGGAUCAAGGUGAUGACUGUUAAUGAGGCGGGACACUGCACAAAUAGGGCUGGGCAUGGAGCCGGCCACUCCUGUCAGAACAGUCAGCCCGGCAACGGACAUGGACAUAUUGUGGUCAAUGUCCGGAACAAUGAUAUUGAAAUGCGGGACCGUCAGCCCGACAAAACCGAUUUCUUGUUGGAUUUACAUGGACAUGUGACAGGAAUGUGUUUAUCUAGUGAUAGUAGGUACCUGUUUGUGAACUGUCGCCCCUGGGUAGGGAGGGAUGUGGACCGCACUGACCCCUGGGCAACCCCUGACCUCUCCACCCACAUCCAAAUCCGUGUGAUUGAUCUGUACACCUUACAGGACCUGGGUGUUUAUUACAGCGGUCACCUGGGCUGGUCUCCUGCCUUCAGGUGCUGCUUUGUCUUCUUGGAUGUCAGUGAGGACUACGUAGCCAGUGGUAGCGAGGACACACGAGGGUACCUGUGGGACCGUCAUUACAGAGUCAACCUCAUGCGCUUCCCCCACGGCCCGGGGGUUGUCAACUCUGUCGGCUUCAACCCCAAGGACCAGGAGUACCUUGUAACGGUCAGUGAUGACCAUACCAUCAAAAUCUGGCGCUCCAGACAAAAACAACGCAGCUUCCUAGAAAAGGUGCCGGCUGCUUCCAAUCAUACGGGUGCUAGCUGUGCUACAAGUAGUUGACAACUGGGAGCUUAGGCAGGCUACACAGUUGAACUUUAAAGACGCUCAAGAUGAAAUCUCACUUCUGAUUUGUGCUCUUGCAAGCAACUGAUGUUUGUGUACGUUUAAACACAAAUCUAAGGUAUAAAAGGGGCUGCCAACAGCACUGUUAGACAAGAAUCGCUGUGUUGUUGUCAUUACUGGUAAAGUGGUAUAAUAGGCAUAAAGCACAAUGCUGAACCGUACAUACGUAUAUAUUGUGUACCUUAUUUCAGUGCUAAGAAUGAAACAUUUCCCAUGUAUCAAGUGCUAUUUGACAUGCAUAGAUAGUAGAAAUUGGUAUGUACAUGUGUAGGAGGCUGCAACUGUCUAUCAUGUGUUACUCUGAUGAUAGAGCAGAUACCAGAGACAUUGUCUUGUAGGAAUGCACAUUUUUCACAAAGGAUAUACUUGUAAAUGUUUAUGUAGUUCGUAGACAUAAAGUUUAGGCAAUUUUUUUGUUAAAGAUACACAAAUACCUACAAAAGAUCUGUAUUCCACUUCACCUUUUAUGAAUUAGUGAAUCAAACUCUGAAUGGCAAUUCUAAUUUAAAUGCAUGUAGAGAUGGUCAACCCACCGAAGAGAGAAGGAAACUUAUGUUAUUAAGGAAAUGUCAAGAAACAUAUACAUGUACAUAUGUAUACUCUUCACAGGAGUUAUGUUAUCUCCAGGAAUAAGUCCAAAGUGUAAAUUACAUUGUUGUAUACUAGGGUAUAACCUAUAUCUGGCUUUUUGCCCACUAGAAAAUCUUAAAGUACUGUGUGUUUAAAAGUAAAAUUGUGCUUUUUGUAAUAAACUGUGGCCACUUUCACAAAGCAGCGUACCACAUUUAUUUACCGUACAUUUGUCGUACGAUAUUUUGUACGUCACUAUUAACAUACCUAUACAGUAUGUGUGAUAUUGUAUAAGUAAUACAAAACAUCUUUGUGAAAGUGGCCCCUGAAGCUAAAGUGCUGGAACGUCCUUUGUUUUAGGUGUAAUAGUAGCCUGUAAUGCAAAAGCCGGAUUUCCCACUCCCGUAAAUAUGUUUUUCUGGCCAUGCUGGCAAUUUAUCCUUUCAAUAUCUUUCCUUGUUCAGGUAUGUAUGUCUGGAAGGUUUUGUGAAAAUGUCUUGAAAAUCGUCAGACACAUAAUGUGCCAUGUGGAAGUAUGUACAGGUAAUUAGUGGUAUGAAAAAUUUACAGAUGUUGACACUUUAUCCUGUUGAUAGAGAGGUGGUUAAGGUCACAUAUGGGGAGUAGUUAGCAUUUUAUGUCCACAACAUGACACUUUCUCCAGUGUUUCUAUAGGCCUUGAAGAUUAUUUUCAGACGUGGAGGCACUUCAGAUUUUACCUCUGGGGCUAAGUAGAGUUCAGUAAUAUUCAGCCUGUUCAACUAUUUUUAUCCUUCUGUAUAGGUGAUUGUAAGUCAGUUGCAGUGUUGGUAUAUACAUAUACUGUAAAUCUGCAAACUUUUCAAGUAAAAAAAGCACUUUCCCUCUGCGGAAUUUUUGCCUACAGUUAUUGUGAAAAUGACUCUAAAAUUAUUUGUUUUUUUGUGUGAUUAAAGAUGCAAGCAUUAUAAAACCACUAA